Astyanax mexicanus (Mexican tetra) is the source of this 961-nucleotide messenger RNA. Its product is annotated as smoothelin-like. The record is from RefSeq and is a predicted model, not a curated record. Bases 26 to 961 code for a protein of 311 amino acids. Lineage: Eukaryota; Metazoa; Chordata; Actinopteri; Characiformes; Acestrorhamphidae. The transcript has 7 exons.
AUCUUCCCCCCACCUCGGUCUGCAGAUGGACACGGAGCCUGGCUUUACAAUCGAACCUCCCGUCCAGACAGCCAGUGAAGCCCCAGCUGUCCCUAAUGGCUCAUCAGUGGCCCAAGUGAAAAGUGAGGUGCGCAGCAGCAGAGCGCUCACGUCUGAGCAGCUGGAGGCCAUAGAGGAUGAGGAGCUCCUGGACAGAAUGCUCGAUGAUUCCAAAGAUUUUGAAGAGCGGAAAAUGAUCAGGGCUGCUAUGAGAGAACUCCGAAAGAAAAAGAGAGACCAAAGAGAGAAGGAGCGUGAGGUGCGUCUGCUAGAGCUGAGGCAGCAGAGAGAGGAGAGGAGCCAGAAGGCUCGAGGAGGUCCGGGAGCUGGGGAGGUAGUGAUGAAGAAGAUUGAGAAGUCUGCAGAUGGCUCCACCAUCAGUGAAAUCACAAAAACCAACCGUUUCGCCCAGUCAGAUGAUGGCAGCAGGGUGUCCCGUAGCACGAUCAUGGAAAGCACCUACACACAGAAGUCUGACAGAGGGACCAUGCAAACUAAAUCUUAUAGCUACUCCUCUUCUUCCUCCAGUUCCUCCAAGAAGGUUGGAAGCGUGUUUGAUCGCGAGGACGACACCUCGCGCAGUGGAGGCACCAUGGCUGCGCUGGAGCGCAGGCAGGCUGAGCGCAAGAAGGAGCUCAUGAGGGCUCAAACGCUUCCCAAGACCUCAACCUCUCAGGCCAGAAAAGCCAUGAUUGAAAAGCUGGAGAAGGACGGUGGAAGUUCGCCAGCUGUCCAGAUAAACAAGGUCCAGCGCUCCACUAGCUUUGGUGUACCCAAUGCUAACUCCAUCAAACAGAUGCUGUUAGAUUGGUGCCGAGCGAAGACUCGUGACUAUGAGGUAAAGAAGUCAACAAGCAUAACACUAGUGUCUCUAAUGCAAAUAACUCUCUGCACUUGUGAUUCCAUGAAAAAGCAAAGCUGA